AUGAACACACCGCAAUCGGAAGUGUCGAGCUCGGAGGAAGUUGAAGAGGUUCUUCCAGUCUUUGUGUCUGCUAUCAGCAACCCAUCACCCCUUUUAUACUUCCACCAUGUCAUCGACCCCGAUACCACAAAGCUCACAGCUCAAGUUCUCGGGGCUAACAUCUCCUUCGUCUUCAGCCAUCGUCGAGCAAAGAACUUUCUCUGUAGAUCCUCGAUUGAAGCACAACUCGAAAACAAAACCACAGGGUUCGUUUCCAUUGUGUCUGCAACAUCUCGCCGUGUUGUCUUAGCAGCAGCUGAAUCAGGUCAUGGUCUUGGAAAAUACGGCGAUGUGUUGGACAAGAAGAAAGGCAUUCUUCCAAAUAGUAUUUGGACCAGGCGAGUCGUGUCCAUGGGUAAGGCCCUUGGUAUGAACAUGAGAAGUCCGUUUGACGACCCCACCGGCUGCAGAAGGGGAAACAUGGAGGGUAUCUUUCGCGGGUCUCACGUUGAAGUUAAACUCGCCGUUCAUGGUAUCUGCGUUCUCCUUCAGACUUUCGAAAUCACAAAAGACUUUAACAACGUCACGAUGAAGCAACUGAACCAACUUCGACAAGCUCGCUGGGAAGAUGGGUCUCGACCAGUUCUCGAAGUGUAUUUCUCCAGAAAGUAUUGCAAACCCUGCAAGUCUCUUGUGCAGAAAUUGCAAGAUGCCACUGGAGUUACCAUCAGACUUGUAUGGAAGCCUCGCCUCGUGAUGAAGAAGUACAUCAUCAGGCCAAUUGAUAGAAACCGAAAACCUGGCGAGCCUCUACAAGCACAGGAGUUUGAGCCUCAAGACUACGACUUUGGAGACGUUCUACCUGAUGAUUCUGACAUAGAAGUCAUAUCCGACGACGAGGAUGCCAAAGAAGAGGUUGACAAGAUUGACCUUACCCACAUUCGAUCGACUUCACCAAUUUCAUGGAAUCAAGAGAUCGAUGAUUAUCUGGAUGGUCUCGCUUAUAGAGUAGGCCAGAUGCAAGACUGCCCAGAAGGUGCCAGAUCAGCCAUCGUCGAGUUUGCCAGUAUCAGAGUCAACGCCAAGAAGUCUCUCGAUGCUGCAAAAGUCAGCAAGCCCCUACCAGCGACGCCGGUUAUAGAAGCACCAGCAGAUUUCCUCGAGGGUGAUGAUCGACAGCGGCAACGACAUACGUUUCCUUACGCCGGGCACAGUCAGUCAGAGACCGCUCACCACGAAGAUACAAUCCGGGGCCAUUGGGACGCCAUGCGACGGAAGCUCCUCAAGGGAGGUCUUCGGCUAAAGCCACUUCACUAUGUCGCUCUAUUCGUUGAUUCAACGUCACCAGAAGACGAAGAGGUGCUCUACGAGAAUUCUUAUACAGAUGAAGCAUAUGGCAACUAUCUGAGUGCUGUUGAAGGACAAAGAAACUAUGUCAAGGCACCACAAAGUUUUUGGAAGGCUGAAGCCAACAAUGUCUGUGUGAGAUCAAGAAUCUACUAUACUUCUCAAACCGCGAAACGAGAGGAUACUGCAAAGAUCUAUCACGAAAGGGGGCACAUUUGUCAGAAGAUCACAGGAUCGAUGUAUUAUCAAGUUCAUGAUUUCACAGCAUUAUCUUAG
This is a messenger RNA of Fusarium tjaetaba, 1602 nucleotides long. RefSeq lists its product as uncharacterized. NCBI's taxonomy places the organism in Eukaryota, Fungi, Ascomycota, Sordariomycetes, Hypocreales, Nectriaceae. The transcript has 2 exons. The record is from RefSeq and is a predicted model, not a curated record. The coding region runs from base 1 to 1602 and encodes 533 amino acids.